ACCCUAGUACCGAAGAAGACAGCAAUCUCCGUCGUCGUCACAAAUUCCUCUCCGGCAGUUCCAUUUUGGAUACUCUCAUCGGAAGCAAUGGGGAGUGAUAGUGAGGCAGAGAAGUCGCAUAAAAAAGACAAAGAAAAGGAGAAGAAGAAGCUGUCGGCUCUUGCACCAAUUGCCAAACCCCUUGCCGGCAAGAAGCUCUGCAAGCUCACCCUCAAGCUUGUUCGCAAAGCCGCUGAGCAUAAGUGCUUGAAGCGAGGGGUAAAGGAGGUGGUCAAAAGCAUAAGGCGUGGUCAGAAAGGAUUGUGUGUAAUAGCUGGAAACAUAUCCCCCAUUGAUGUGAUCACUCAUGUUCCAAUCUUAUGUGAAGAGGCAGAUAUUCGCUACCUAUAUGUUCCUUCCAAGGAAGAUCUCGCCAGUGCAGGUUCGACCAAGAGGCCAACAUGUUGUGUACUGGUACAGACCAAGCCAAACAAAGGGGAGCUUGGAUCAACUGAACAAGAGAAACUCAAGGCUGAUUACGAUCAAGUUGUUGCAGAAGUAUCAGAAUUUACUCUUUUCUAAAGAGUAAAGCUUUGUUUUUUUGUAACUUUUCUCAAGCUUUCUUCUCCAAACUUGGUAGUGUACUCUGUUUUACUCUCAAAUUUGUUUGGUCCUACGCCACCUUG
Messenger RNA from Cucurbita maxima (winter squash), 665 nucleotides. RefSeq names its product H/ACA ribonucleoprotein complex subunit 2-like protein. Gene Ontology annotation, cellular component: box H/ACA snoRNP complex; nucleolus. Gene Ontology annotation, biological process: snRNA pseudouridine synthesis; rRNA pseudouridine synthesis. The transcript is spliced from 4 exons. The record is from RefSeq and is a predicted model, not a curated record. Bases 88 to 561 code for a protein of 157 amino acids. Gene Ontology annotation, molecular function: box H/ACA snoRNA binding. NCBI's taxonomy places the organism in Eukaryota, Viridiplantae, Streptophyta, Magnoliopsida, Cucurbitales, Cucurbitaceae.